AUGAAGAGUAACGAGGUAAGAGGGAAUUUAGAAGACCAUGACAAGAGCAAGGAGAUGGGGGAGGGAGAUUUAGGUGGGCAAGGGACGGAGCUCUUUGGAGACCAUAAGGGUUCCGAAGAGAGGGGACGAAGAAUUGAGGGAUAUGACGAAAGGACAAGUUCUACUGGCUAUUUGGAGAGAAGCGAGGGAAGACAGAAGGGCUGGACUCGAGGCAAAAGAGAAGGGUUUUCUCGGGGGAAAGGGAGGAGAACAGAAGAGCAUGGAGUUCGAGAAUUGGGGGAAGAUGGGAGAGUUGUUCGAGGAGAGGAGGUAGACUGGAAUGUUCGGGGCCUGGGGGAGAGAAAGGGAGGUAAGGAAAGAGCUAGGAAGCAGGAUGAGAACUAUAAAGAAGACGAAGAAAACAGAAGAAAGGAAGGAAAAUUCUGCCAGGAGGGGAUGAAGGGAAAGAGAAGAGGAGAAAAAGGGAUACCAAAAAAUAAGUCAGCAGAAAGCGAGGCUUACUUAAACAAAAGUUCCAGAAGCCAUCAGUUGCUUAAUGGACCAUUGUGUGGUUUGCAUACUUCGGCGAACAAUAUCAACAUCGAGGAGAUAGAGAACAUGCUAUACAGGGAUGUGAUGAACGAUGUUUCCAUCGACAUUCCCGGGCAUGAGAUAGUCCCUAUACUCUGUUUCUUUGAAAAUAGUAGAGAACUCAAGGCAAGUGGAUUUAGGUCGGUAGCAUCUUUCCCGAUGUCUCUGGAAGAGGACCCAAGGAAAUUAUUGGUUUCUUCGGAAAAAGGCAAGAUGAAGUCCAGCUCUGGAAAAAAGAGAAAGACAGAGACGAAUUUGGAAGACGGAAAAGCACGUGGCAGGGACAAGGAGAUGGUUCCCUUGGAUAUGAAUGACUGUAGAUACAAAUAUUUCCUGAAAAGAGCUUUUCCAACGAUGCAGAGGGAUGAUGAGAAGAUCCAAAAAUACAUUGAAGAUCAAAGGACCAUGCUUCUAAAGAGGGCUAAAAACAACAAGGCAGAGAUUCCGGAUGUAGGAAGCGGGCCAUCCAAAGCACCAAUGACUAUCAUUUCUUGUAUUCCCGAGAUUCCACCGAUUGGAUUUUCUGAAGAAGAGGACAAGAUAGCCUCCGAACUUAUACAGAAGUACAGAAACAACUUCAGGAAGAUUGAGGAGACAGCAUCACACCUAGAGACUAAAAAGUGUAUUCUAAAGUACUAUUUGGCAAAAGACAAGACAUACUCAUACAUGAAACACAAGUCUGGAAGGAUCUCGGAUUUGGAGGUCAAGCUCAUAAUCGAAAGAGGAUGGUCGGAGUAUGAAAGAAAUAUAUUUAUUCAGCAUUUCAGGGUGUUUGGAAAGUCAUGGGGAAAAUACCGUCCAUUGAUAAAUAGGCCGGAAAGAGAUCUCAAGAUGUUUUUUAGAUACUACACAAAGUUUGUCCUGCCUCAGAAUGAAAGCUUAGAAAAAACGGGCGAGCCCGUAAAAAGAGCUUCUAUAAGCAAGGAAGAUGUGCUGAAGAAGUGGACUAUAGACGAAAGGCAGGUGUUUGCAAUAUAUUUUCCAUACUACAACAAGAACUGGGUGUCUAUGGCAGCAUACUUUCCUGCAAAGACUUCAGGGGAUCUUCGGCAGUAUUAUAAUAGGUAUUUCAAGGGUCUCAGCUACAACGAGCAAAGGCUUGAGGCCAGCCUGUAUAACUUCGGCCGAAAACUCACAACACCUCCAGCGAAGUAUAUCGGUAAUUCCAAGGAGGAGAUUAUAUUUUGUACAACGGCAGGGGUUCUUUUCAAGAGGUGA
Molecule: messenger RNA, 1788 nt
Organism: Encephalitozoon intestinalis ATCC 50506
Lineage: Eukaryota; Fungi; Microsporidia; Unikaryonidae
Exons: 1
Coding region: 1-1788 (595 amino acids)
Source: RefSeq, a predicted model, not a curated record